Molecule: messenger RNA, 7094 nt
Organism: Ictalurus punctatus (channel catfish)
Lineage: Eukaryota; Metazoa; Chordata; Actinopteri; Siluriformes; Ictaluridae
Product: hemicentin-2
Exons: 17
Coding region: 182-4429 (1415 amino acids)
Biological process (GO): cell-cell adhesion
Cellular component (GO): membrane
Molecular function (GO): integrin binding
Source: RefSeq, a predicted model, not a curated record
CGCAUGCUUAUGCUUGUUGCAGACAAGAGAACCGUUUCACUUUGCCACCUCUGGAGUCAUUGCUGGAUACGUCCUUGUGUAUUUUUUUUAAAUUUUGAUUAAUCAUCAUCAUCAUCAUCAUCAUCAUCAUUGCCAUCAUCAACAUUAUUUUCACCUGUCGGUCUUCUGGUAAAAUCAGACCAUGCUGUACCUUACGCAACUAACCGGUCUGGUGUUUGUUGCACUCAUAAAUGGCGAAGUGGCUGCAGAUUGUCCUGCUGAGCUCAAUGACCUUGAGCUGGACCCUCCUGAGCUGGUAGUACGAUACGGAGAGCCGGUCUCAGUGAGCUGCCGUUCCCUCUCCAACUACACUCAUCUGAACUGGAGCGUUCCACUGGAAACUGUGUCCAGUCUUUAUAAUCAGACCGUCACCUGGGAAACAGACAGUCUGACCGACUGGGAAAUCCAGCCUGAGUGCUACAUGAUCCUGGAUGAUGUACAAUGCAGCAAAACUCUCCCACUUACCGUUUACAAGCCUCCAGACCGUGUGUUGAUCAGCACUGUGGGUCACACAGGGACAAUGACUGAAGGAAAACUGUACGAGCUCCAGUGUGACAUUCAGAAUGUUGCUCCUGUUCAUCUCCUCACUGUGAACUGGUACAAAGGACCCGAUCUAGUGAACAUCACAAACUUUACUGACAUUUCCACUAAGAUUCCAGUGAAUCAGUCCACCAGACUCAAGAUCUUCCCCAGCAGAGAUGAUGAGGGAGUUCAGUACAGCUGUGAGGCGAAGCUGAAUCUGGGACCUAAGCCUUCAAAUAUAUCAGAUCCUCUUAUCAUAACCAAAGUGGCUGCAGAUUGUCCUGCUGAGCUCAAUGACCUUGAGCUGGACCCUCCUGAGCUGGUGGUACGAUACGGAGAGCCGGUCUCAGUGAGCUGCCGUUCCGCCUCCAACUACACUCAUCUGAACUGGAGCGUUCCACUGGGAACUGUGUUGGGUCCUGAAAAUCAGACCGUCACCUGGGAAACAGACAAUCUGACCGACUGGGAAAUACAGCCUGUGUGCUACAUGAUGCUGAAUGAUACACAAUGCAGCAAAACGCUCCCGAUUACCGUUUACAAGAUUCCAGACCAGGUGUCUAUCAGCAUUGUGAAUCAAACAGGGCCGAUGACAGAAGGAAAAAAGUAUGAACUCCAGUGUGACAUUCAGAAUUUCGCUCCUGUGAACGUCCUCGCUGUUUCCUGGUACAAUGGAGACAAAUCACUAAAAAACAGAGGAUUCACAGACUUGCCUACAAAAACUCCUAGUAAUAAGACUGUUACACUGAAGGUCAUCGCCAGCAGAGAUGAAGGUGAAGCUCAGUACAGAUGUGAAGCAAAGAUGAAACUGGGACUAAAAGGAUCUCAGUCCCCACCGAUAGUGAAAUCAAAUCUUCUCGACGUUGCAGUUCACUCCAAACCCGUAAUAACUUGUUCAGAUUGGUCUCCUAUGAUAAAUACCACCUUGGACUCUUAUCCUUAUAAUGUUACGGGAAAUCCAUCUCCAAAUAUCACCUGGUAUCGAGACAAAUCACCGGUCAGCACUAGUACACGUCUCAGCAGGAACGACUCGGGCCAGUAUCAAUACGUUGCCUCUAAUGUGAUAGGAAAUGCAUCCUGUGUCACAAAGAUCACAGUGGAGUAUGCUCCUACAUUUACAUGUCCUGCACACUAUGAGGGGAUGGAGCAUGAGUCCUUCUUAGAUAAAUGUUCAGUUAUGGCUUCUCCUACAGCAGACAUCACCUGGGAAAAAGAUGGGAAAAUAGUGAACCUUCUUCAUAAUCUCGCGGUUGAGGAUAGCGGCUCAUAUUUGAUAACAGCCGUGAACAAGCAUGGAACUGAGAAACACAAUUUGACCAUUAAUGUUCUGUGUGAUUGUCCCGUUAAAAUACAGCCUGUUAAAUUAGUGGUGGAGUUUGGAGAUUCAGUCUCAGCUAACUGUUCUACAACCAUCGCCCACAAAGGCAUGGGCUGGGAGGCAUCUGACGGAGCAGUAGACUUGAUGGAAGAUGUUCACUUCGUCACCUGGAGGGUAGAGAACCUCACGCACUGGGACAUAAAACCAAUUUGCUUCAUAAAUAUAAACACCGGGCAGCGCGAACUCGGGCUCUCAGUUACUGUUUACAAGCAUCCAGACUGGGUGUCCAUCAGCACCGUGAAUCACACAGGGCCGAUGACUGAAGGCAGAGAGUACGAGCUCCAGUGUGAUGUUCAGAAUGUUGCUCCUGUUCAUCUCCUCACUGUGAACUGGUACAAAGGACAACAUCUAGUGAAAAGAGAAAGCUUUUCUGAUGAGACCGUAAAGCCAGCUGAUAAAACCACAACACUUCAGAUCUCCCCGAGCAGAGAUGAUGAUGGAGUUCAGUACAGAUGUGAGGCAGAACUGAAUCUGGGACCAGAAGGACCUCAACCUCCUCCUAAAGUGACAUCAGAUCCUCUCAACAUUGCAGUUCACUACAAACCCGUAAUAACUUGUUCAGAUUGGUCUCCUAUGAUAAAUACCCCCUUGGACUCUUAUCCUUAUAAUGUUACGGGAAAUCCAUCUCCAAAUAUCACCUGGUAUCGAGACAAAUCACCGGUCAGCACUAGUAUACGUCUCAGCAGGACCGACUCGGGCCAGUAUCAAUACGUUGCCUCUAAUGUGAUAGGAAAUGCAUCCUGUGUCACAAAUAUCACAGUGGAGUAUGCUCCUACAUUUACAUGUCCUGCACACUAUGAGGGAAUGGAGCAUGAGUCCUUCCUAGAUAAAUGUUCAGUUAUGGCUUCUCCUGCAGCAGACAUCACCUGGGAAAAAGAUGGGAAAAUAGUGAACCCUCUUCAUAAUCUCGCAAGUGAGGAUAGCGGCUCAUAUUUGAUAACAGCCGUAAACAAACAUGGAAUUGAGCACCACAAGUUGACCAUUAAUGUUUUCUGUGAUUGUCCAAUUAAAAUACAGCCUGUUAAAUUAGUGGUGGAGUUUGGAGAUUCAGUCUCAGCUAUCUGUUCUACAACCAUCACCCACAAAGGCAUGGGCUGGGAGGCAUCUGAGGAAGCAGUACACAUGAUGCAACAGGUCCAGAACAUCACCUGGAGGGUAGAGAGCCUCACGAACUGGGACAUAAAACCAUUUUGCUACAUAAAUGUAAACUCCGAGCAGUGCGAACUCAGCCCCUCAGUUACUGUUUACAAGCGUCCAGACUGGGUGUCCAUCAGCACCGUGAAUCACAAAGGGCCGAUGAUUGAAGGCAGAGAGUACGAGCUCCAGUGUGAAGUUCAGAAUGUUGCUCCUGUUCAUCUCCUCACUGUGAACUGGUACAAAGGACAACAUCUAGUGAAAAGAGAAAACUUUUCUGAUGAGACCGUAAAGCCAGAUAAUAAAACCACAACACUUCAGAUCUCCCCGAGCAGAGAUGAUGAUGGAGUUCAGUACAGAUGUGAGGCAGAACUGAAUCUGGGACCAGAAGGACCUCAACCUCCUCCUAAAGUGACAUCAGAUCCUCUCAACAUUGCAGUUCACUACAAACCCGUAAUAACUUGUUCAGAUUGGUCUCCUAUGAUAAAUACCCCCUUGGACUCUUAUCCUUAUAAUGUUAAGGGAAAUCCAUCUCCAAAUAUCACCUGGUAUCGAGACAAAUCAUCGGUCAGCACUAGUACAUUUCUCAGCAGGAACGACUCGGGCCAGUAUAAAUACGUUGCCUCUAAUGUGAUAGGAAAUGCAUCCUGUGUCACAAAGAUCACAGUGGAGUAUGCUCCUACAUUUACAUGUCCUGCACACUAUGAGGGGAUGGAGCAUGAGUCCUUCUUAGAUAAAUGUUCAGUUAUGGCUUCUCCUGCAGCAGACAUCACCUGGGAAAAAGAUGGGAAAAAAGUGAAACCUCUUCAUAAUCUCGCAAGUGAGGAUAGCGGCUCAUAUUUGAUAACAGCCGUGAACAAGCAUGGAACUGAGAAACACAAUUUGGCCAUUAAUGUUCUGUAUCUUUCUGAAAUUCAGCUGGACAAGCCCUCACAAGUGGUGAAUGUAGGCACCGAUGUGUCUCUGAGCUGCACUGCAGAGGGGAAUCCAGAACCUGAAGUGACAUGGAGCUUUCAAAAUCAAUCUAAGACCACUGGGAGGCGUCAGAUAACGCUAAACGUUGCUAAAGCCAAGGCUACUGAUGCUGGUGAAUAUACGUGCACUGCUAGUAAUAAACUUGGGAGGAACACGAAGAUAGUCACACUGACGGUACAAGAAAGCAACCUUCGAACAGCAAUAAUUUGCUGUGUGCUUUUAUUAUUAGUUUUACUCAUUAUUGUAUAUGUAAUUUUCAAGUAUGUCAAUCACAGACGAUCUGGAACGUACAACAUACAGGCUAAUGGUGCGGUCAGUAUGGCACUAUUGAACCAGAAUAAUGAAAGAUCAACAAACAACAACAACAACAACACAAGAAUUUGACUCAUAGGUAAAGGUACCUCUGUGUGAUUUUAGAUUUGUGCUAAGCAUUUGUGCUUCAUACGCAAGGACUGCCUACUGCUGGAAUGGAGAUAUGUUUGCUUCGUUUAUGCUUUAAUCUUUUGUAAACACAUUGGAGUGAACCAAUUUCAUAUUGGGCGAUGAUGUGGAGAGAAAUUUCUGCGCUCAGGAGGCAUAAAAAAAUUAAUGAUCUUUAAGCGUAAACAUAUAUAUAUAUAUAAAUAUAUAUAUAUAUAUAAAUAUAUAUAUAUAUAUAUAUAUAUAUAUAUAUAUAUAUAUAUAUAUAUAUAUAUAUAUAUAUAUUUAAACAUAUAUAUAUAUAGCUCUGCUGAGAAACAAAACAAUAGAAACCAGCACAAAAAUUCGGUUUCCACUACAAGUACAACUAUAAACCAUCAGCUAACCAUUGAAACCAUUACCAUAACUGGUCCUUAAUGGAGUCCCCCCCGUGGCCCUGUGUGUGCAGAGUUUGCAUGUUCUCCCCGUGCUGUGGGGGUUUCCUCCGGGUACUCCGGUUUCCUCCCCCAGUCCAAAGACAUGCAUGGUAGGCUGAUUGGCGUGUCCAAAGUGUCCGUAGUGUAUGAAUGGGUGUGUGAGUGUGUAUGUCAUUGUGCCCUGCGAUGGAUUGGCACCCUGUCCAGGGUGUACCCCGCCUUGUGCCCAAUGCUCCCUGGGAUAGGCUCCAGGUUCCCCGUGACCCUGAAAAGGAGUAAGCAGUAGAAGAUAGAUGGAUGGAUGGAUGGAUGGUCCUUAAUGGUAUUCACUUGACAUAUCAUGCCACCAAUAGAAGGCAACAAAUUACCAGUAGAGAACCACAGGGACCAUUACAGUUUCCAUUAAAACCAAUACAAUUCCCAUUAUAACCAUUUAAACCAUAUUAAUUUGUUUCUAUUGUUUUUUUUUCAGCAGGGAGGGCUUUAAAAAAUAAUUUUGACACAAAUUUGGAUGCACACUCAAGAAAUGAUGAAUCUCAUAUAUACUGUCUUUUUUUUUGUGUGUGUGUGUGUGUGUGUGUGUGUGUGUGUGUGUGUGUGUGUUUUAAACUUUUCAAAGCGUUUGUUGUAUAUUUAAGAUCGCUUUUUUAAUUCACUGCUCAAAUUAUGUAUGUUUGGUGUGACAGGCUCAAUUCAUAAAUGAUUUCGGUUGUCUUAAUUGCCGCUUUAAAAAAAAUGUUUUUUUUUUUUUUUUUUUUUUUUUACAAUUAAAAGCAAUAUCUUAUAAAACCACAUUGUUUAGAAAACAAAAGAAAUAGCAUGGACAUAUAUAUAUAUAUAAUAGUCAAAUUUGUCAAAUGAUGCUAUAAAGUUUGUAUAAAAACACUGUAUGAAAUGAAAAUGUACUUCAUAAUGAUAUUGGUUGUGAAUAAAUUGUUCAUGCUUCAGAAAAUGGGUAAACGUUGUGUUUAUUAACAUGACGACAAUGGAGAUCACUAUUAACUACUGUCACAAAAGGAAUAACAGGACAAGUGGUGUUGUUAUAUGAAAAUAUUGCAUGUUGGGGGGGUGUGAUGCAGCACGAUGCACAGCUGAGUGCGUUAUUUUCAUAUAAUAGCAUGGUCUGGAGCGUGUUAUUCCACUUAUGUUUAACUUAUUAAUGAAUGACAUGCCCCGCAUUUUAAUGGCUUAUAGUUAGAGUUAAUGUUGUGGAACGUCUGAGGGACAAGUUAGCUCCUGUUCUCAUCGACAUUAUAGCUGAUGAAAUGACAGCGAGUCAUUUUACCGAGAAACCGGGAACGCGUACACUCCUCUGUCCUGAAGACUUUCCCAUGCUGGGAAACUUUGACUGUUACAAAGCAUUUACAACAGAGACUCCUUCCAUAAAUGUUAAAUAAAUGUCUCCCAACAAUGCCACAACAACACACGCUGUGGUAUACAUUGUAAUAUCAACUACUACUAUCAACCACAAACGAAUACUUGUUACACUUCGGGCCUUUUUGUUGUUACUUGUGUUGGGGUUUAAACUUAUCCCAAUCAGAAUAAUAACUGUAUAUUUUCUAACUUCAUAGUUUUUUUAGUUCAUAGGUGUAUAUUUUUUCAUUGUAUAGUUGUAUAUUUCUAGCUCAUAGUUGUAUUUUCCAGUUGUACAUUUCCGACUUUUAUUCUACAGUUGUACAAUUUCUAAUGGUUUAGAUUUAGACAAUUUCUUGUAUGUUUUCUAGUUUAUAUUUGUACAUUUUAGUUCAAAGUUGUAGAUUUUUUUUAAAUCUUAAAAAAAAUCACAGUUGUACUUUUUCAAAAUUUCCUAGUUGUGUAUUUUCCUAGUUUAUAGUUGAAUUUUCUAGUUGUACAUUUCUGACUUUUAUUCUAUAGUUGUACAAUUUCUCAUUUCAAUGUUGUAUGGUUUCUAGUUUAUAGUUGUACAUUUUAGUUCAUAGCUGUGUGUUUUUUUAUUUUUUUUAUUUCAUAGUUCUACUUAAAAAAUUUUCACAGUUGCACUUUUCCUAAAUUUCCUAGUUGUGUAUUUUUCUAGUUUAUAAUUGCAUUUUCUAGUGGUAUAUUUCUGACUUUAAGGCUAUAGUUGUACUAUUUCUAAUUUCAAUGUUGUAUGGUUUCUAUUUUAUAUUUGUACAUUUUAGUUCAUAGUUGUGAUUUUUUAUUUAUUUAUUUCAUAGUUCUACUUAAAAAAAUAAAAUCACAGUUGCACUUUU